CUGAAACUAAAGCAUUCCUGGUGAAUAUGUAAAGGUGGAGAUGUAGGGUCGACAUCGGACGCAACAAAGGUCCCUGUCGAUUCACAAAUGGCUGACGUGACAAUUAACGAUCUAGACAGAAAAACAAACGCCUGCCACGGAGUAGUGUCGGUCAUGGGACGGCAGAGAGCUAUGACAACCGCCGUUUCUACCGUCGUUAACGAGAUCCCGUCUUAUGAUAUUUUCGGAAUUUUCGACGGUCUUAGACUAGCUAAAUUCUUUGAGGAGAGGCUGCGUCGGCUCGUGAAGGAAGAGGUAGCGUCAUGCCAUAGUCGUGGAGUGGCGGCUGACUGGAAUAAGGUGAUGAGCUCAUGCUUUUCGGAAGCGGUGGGGACGGUGAGGUCUGCGGCUGCCAAAGCUGUGGUUACGAUUAUAGGAAAAGAGGAGGUGGUUUCGUUUUGUCGUGGCGGCGCAAGGGCGGUUCUUUACUCUAACGGCGAGGUCGCUUUGCCUCUUUGCCAUAUCCAUAUUCACCAG
Molecule: messenger RNA, 516 nt
Organism: Brassica oleracea var. oleracea
Lineage: Eukaryota; Viridiplantae; Streptophyta; Magnoliopsida; Brassicales; Brassicaceae
Product: probable protein phosphatase 2C 54
Exons: 2
Source: RefSeq, a predicted model, not a curated record